Messenger RNA from Stylophora pistillata, 1231 nucleotides. Its product is annotated as sperm-associated microtubule inner protein 10. NCBI's taxonomy places the organism in Eukaryota, Metazoa, Cnidaria, Anthozoa, Scleractinia, Pocilloporidae. The record is from RefSeq and is a predicted model, not a curated record.
UCUCGCAGCAAUGUUAUUGUUACAAAUAGCUUCCUUCGAUGAACUCUUUUAUGCUCAAGUGAUCAGUUUUAGAAUCGUUCUAAAGUUUUCGCAUAAAGACGAGUGAACCACUAUAAGCUGAUGGCAACCGGAAGUCAAACUCACAGCAUACCUGUGUGGUCUCGUUAUCAUCCUCAAAUUCCACAGAGGUACAUUCCACAAUGGACACAGGAUAUGGAGAACAGAACUCUUAUUCUGGAAAAUUGUAAGCUGUCAAAUUAUCCAUUUGGUCCUCAUGACAAAAGCAUUUAUUUGGUUCAUAGAGAGCGUUUGAAUAAUGUGGAACCUCAAAAGAUGGUCAACAGUAAAUCAAUCAAAGUACCACGUGAGCGGUUACUAAGACCUUGGUUCCAUUCCCCUCUUUCUCGCUACCAGAGCAGCUUGAUGUUUAGGAAAACUUGAUAUAUUCAUCGUUUGUCAAGUGGAUGCUUUAUAGAGAUGUGUGUUCACUUUACGUGUUGUGAUCAUUCUACAUGAUACAAAGAUGCAGCAGUUUUUAAAGUAUCCAUGAGAUGAAACAAUGUUUUCAUUUUACUCACUCAUUUUUCUUUUCAUUUUUGACUAAAAUACAUCAUAGGUGUGAUUUUUUUUUUUUAGCAAAUAUUUCUCAUUUCAAAUGUUUUCUGUUACUGAAUUCAGUUAUAUUGAGAGGGUUAGUGGUAGUGUUUGUCCCUCAUUAUUAGCCCUUCGGCACCAGCAUUUCUUUGAAAUUAUGAGGCUUUGAGCAAUGCUCUCCAGCAAGAGGUCAGCAAGGAGUCAAGUGCUCAUUGUUAAUACCAGACCCCAAGCUUAACUCUCCCUGCCCCAGGUGACUUGUCUCAAAUCUUCCCACUGGUGGAGAAAUAAAUGUCCUCCUGCACAAAUAAUUAGAGCCAGCUCGCCAGCUAUUAUACUGCACAAUAUCUUUUGUUUCAAAAAUGGUAUUAUUAGUUUUGAAACUGGGGUUCAAUCAUGUGCUUGGUGCAAUUUGGCAUGAGUAAAGGCGGAAUCAAGUGGGAACACAAAUGGCAUUUUUCCAUCUCAUGAUGGGCACUUUCAGUGAGUUUUCUGUGAGUGUUAAAACUCGUCAUCUCCAAAAUUUUAACUAAUACAACCAACACAAUGAGAGGGUAUCAGGGCCCUAAAGCGAAUUAGGCACCUGAUCCCAGCAUCAACCUUACAUCUCAUCUACCAAGCUAUAGUAAAACCUCAC